Messenger RNA from Aphanomyces astaci, 465 nucleotides. RefSeq lists its product as hypothetical. Lineage: Eukaryota; Oomycota; Saprolegniomycetes; Saprolegniales; Verrucalvaceae. The coding region runs from base 1 to 465 and encodes 154 amino acids. The transcript has a single exon. The record is from RefSeq and is a predicted model, not a curated record.
AUGGACCUAGCCCUCUGCCCAGGCGAUCACACGCCCUCGCGCCUAUCAUGUCUCAAGCCCAUAUGGGUCGUCAAAACACGCUCCCUUACGAAAGGGGACGUAUCUGGACGGCCGCCUACCCCCCCUGAUUACGGCACCCCCCCCUAUGCGGCCACGACGUGGUCCCCGCAAGAUACCACCGACUGGCUAGAGGCGGCGGUCCAAAACCUCUACGAUAUCCUAUACACCAGCGCAAAAAUCAAGUGGGGGGAAACUAGCCAAACUCGGAAGGCCGUCGACAGGGCAGUGGCGAUCCGAUGCACCAACCGAUGCACUGCACAGCUCCGUCACCUGCUCCGUAUCCAUGAAGCCGCAACCCCUAUAGGGGCUGAAUAUAUCCGUCUUGCCCACAUGGUGGAAUGGCCCAAAUGGAUCCGCAAUCCAAACCUCCUCCCGUCCACGUGCUGGCACCGGCUGGCGCCAUAG